This is a messenger RNA of Eurytemora carolleeae, 1377 nucleotides long. RefSeq names its product cytochrome P450 2U1. The transcript has 13 exons. Gene Ontology annotation, molecular function: oxidoreductase activity, acting on paired donors, with incorporation or reduction of molecular oxygen, reduced flavin or flavoprotein as one donor, and incorporation of one atom of oxygen; iron ion binding; heme binding. Gene Ontology annotation, biological process: xenobiotic metabolic process. Bases 399 to 1313 code for a protein of 304 amino acids. NCBI's taxonomy places the organism in Eukaryota, Metazoa, Arthropoda, Copepoda, Calanoida, Temoridae. The record is from RefSeq and is a predicted model, not a curated record. Gene Ontology annotation, cellular component: intracellular membrane-bounded organelle; cytoplasm.
UAAUAGAACAGUGUUUAGUAUCUAGAGAUUAAAUUAGUUUGGAGAUUAGCAGUACAUUUUUCAGUAUCUAGAGAGUAAAGUAGUGUGAAUUUCAAUGUUUGAUAUCUAGAGAGUAAAGUAGAGUGGUGAGUAACAGUACAGUGUUAGAGUGGAGAUAAAAAGUACAGUGUUUAGUAUCUAGAGAGUAAAGUAGAGUGGAGAUUAACCUUACAGUGUUUAGUAUCUAGAGAGUAAAGGAGAUAGAGUAGAGAUUAACAGUACAAUGUUUAGUAUCUAGAGAGUAAAGGAGAUAGAGUAGAGAUUAACAGUACAAUGUUUAGUAUCUAGAGAGUAAAGGAGAUAGAGUAGAGAUUAAUAGUACAAUUUUUGCUGUACCUGUACUCAAUGUCCUGUGGAGUAUGAUGACUGGAAUUUCACUUGAUAGAGACAAUGUUGAAAUGGUAGAACUACUUAAUGGACUAAAUUUUCUCUUCUCUUCUAAAGUUUUCAUGAUGUCAAUGAUGCUUCCUUGGAUUAGAUUUGUGUUUCCGAAUUUAACUGGAUACAAUAGAAGAGUGAAUACAUUGAAAUCUAUUCAAGCUAUGUUGAAACGAAUUAUCAAAGCACAUCAUGAAACUUUGGAUGAAAAUGAUCCUAGGGAUAUGAUUGAUGCUUUCCUCAUAGAAAUAAAUUCUCAGAAAGAUCCAGAAUUCAGUGUUGACCAGCUGGUGAUGACUUGUCUUGAUCUUAUGGCGGCAGGAUCAGAAACUACUUCAACUACUUUACAAUGGAUAGUUGAGUACAUGGUAUUGUACCCUGAAGUACAAGAAGCUUGUUACAAGGAGAUCCAGGAGAAGAUCAAAGAAUCAGAUGUCCGUCUUGAGGACACUGAAAGCUUAAACUACUGUCAAGCUGUCAUAGCAGAGGUACAGCGGCUGUCAGCUGUAGCUGUUGCAUCUGUUCAACACACCACAACACAACAGGUAGAAGUAGAGGGAUAUGUUCUGCCUAAAGAUUGUCUAUUAUUGUCAAAUUUAAAACUAUUCAUGACGAAUCCUGAUCUAUGGGUUGAACCUCUACAAUUCAAUCCUUCCAGGUUUCUAAACAAAGCUGGAGAAUUUACAAAACCAGAAUAUUUUGUUCCUUUCGGACACGGAAAAAGGGUUUGUAUGGGAGAAUCACUGGCAAAAUCAGAACUGAUUGUGUUCACUGUAACACUUAUUCAACACCUUAAGUUUGAAAGUAUCCCUGGAUUUGAACCUGAUGUAAACCAUUAUACUGCAGGGUUCACAAGAAUACCAUCUGCAUUCCACGUCAAGGUUUCUAGAAGAUAAAGAACAGAUUAAAAUAUGUUUUAUUUGAACAAUUUUAUAUUGAAAUAAAUGAUAAAAACACCAA